UUUAUUUCUCCAGGAGCUGUCAAGUCAUGUUUUGCAUUUUUUAAACCAGUUAACUGUCGGAAAUAUUUUUAAUUAUUUGACAAGAAGUGAACAUUUUAUUUUAAUAGACGCGCAAAUAUUGAAAUUUCAUAUGGACAAGAAGAAAGAAGAAGAGGAAAGGGAGAGCGAUGAAGAACCACAAGCAACUUCAUCUGCGGAAGAGCCAGAAGUAGACGAAAUGGAUAAAAUACGGAAAUUCCUUUCUCAAAAACUGAAAAUUUUUGACUCGACUGAGCAGUCCGAGGAUGAGCAACCUCCAGCCGAAAAAGUUCUUUCCGAUUUGAGCUUGGACGGAAUUGCCGAGUACAUUAAAAGUGGAAAAUGUAAAAAUAUUAUCGUUAUGGCUGGUGCUGGAAUAUCAACUUCUGCAGGAAUUCCAGAUUUUCGUUCGCCGUCGAGCGGACUUUACAACAAUUUGCAAAAGUACAAUUUGCCACAUCCGCAGGCAAUUUUCGAAAUAGACUUUUUCCGGGAAAAUCCGGAGCCCUUUUUCGUCCUCGCAAAAGAAUUGUUGCCCGAGGGAUUCAAGCCAACUGUGAGUCAUUAUUUCAUUCGAUUGUUGUGGGAAAAAGGACUUUUGUUGCGUCAUUAUACACAAAAUGUCGACACUUUGGAAAGGGUAGCAGGACUACCUCAAGACAAAUUGGUCGAGGCUCAUGGGACUUUCUACACUGGACGCUGUCUAGAAUGCAGAGCGCCCCAUCAAUUUCUCUGGAUGAAAGAGAAAAUACAAGAAGGAACAAUUCCAAAAUGCGUGGAGUGCGAAGAGGGAGUCGUGAAGCCUGAUAUUGUUUUCUUUGGAGAACAACUUCCUGAUCGAUUCCACCGUCUGAUCGCUCGAGAUUUUCCAGAAGCGGAUCUCCUAAUAAUCAUGGGAUCGAGUUUGGUUGUCCAGCCAUUUGCAUCCCUUGUGGAAAGAGUAAAGUCCAGUUGUCCUCGGCUUUUAAUAAACAAAGAAAAAGUGGGAACGGCAGACAGACUGAUGAGAUUUCUCGGCAUGAAGAAAGGCCUUGAUUUCGAUUCUAAGGAUUCUGGACGCGACAUCGCCUGGUUGGGAGAUUGCGAUCUUGGAUGUCAGGAAUUCGCCGAAAAAUUAGGCUGGGGUGACGAAUUGAAGGCUCUUGUAGAACUGGAACAUAAACGUCUAGAGACUGAAGGAAAUACAAAUAAAUUGUAGUAAAAAAUAACGUAUUUUAAUAUUUGUAAAUAAUUUCCAGGGUAGGUCUAAUUAUGUGUAUUCUAUAUAAUAUAUCAAAAAUAUUAAGGUGGGAUAAUAAAUUAUUGAAAAUUCUG
This is a messenger RNA of Belonocnema kinseyi, 1332 nucleotides long. It is a transcript of the gene Sirt2, whose product is annotated as NAD-dependent protein deacetylase sirtuin-2. The record is from RefSeq and is a predicted model, not a curated record. NCBI's taxonomy places the organism in Eukaryota, Metazoa, Arthropoda, Insecta, Hymenoptera, Cynipidae. The transcript is spliced from 6 exons. Gene Ontology annotation, molecular function: NAD+ binding. Bases 131 to 1216 code for a protein of 361 amino acids.